GACAGUUUCUGCAUCUUCCUGGCACCGUUGGCUCUUGUGCAACUAUGUACUUGACUCCUAGGGGCUGGUGCAGGGCUGUGGGUGGCAGGGGGCACCAGGAGACCCCUCCUCCAGCCUUGCUCCUUGUCUUCCACUACCUCAGUUUGCACCGGGAGGGGAAACUGAGGCACGGUGUUCUGCCUGGGCCAUGCUGGGGGCAGAAUCCAGGCAUCCUGACCCAUAUCUGCACCCCAACCCCAGUGUUCGGCUCCAUCCCUAGGGUGUGGGUGUGGGGGGGGGCAGGCACAUGGCGGGGCUGAUAAGGGCCUAUCGUGUGCUGCAGACGCUGCCCGGCGCGGCCUCAUGAAUGUCUGAUUCUGCCGACGGGCGGCUGCAAAGGGACCCGGCUGGCGCCGAGCAGGCAGGAUGACUCACGUAGAUCCUUCUUCCACCAGUCGGGAGAUGGGAUGGCUCAGGUAGAUCCUGCCUCUACCAAUCAUGAGAUGGGAUGGCUCAGGUAGAUCCUUCUUCCACCAAUCAGCAGGCAAGAUGGCUCAGAUCUUCGCUGCCACGGCCGGCUUCGGAGCAACGCUGCUGGAGCCACCACUGGGCAGGGCCUGGCCCAGCAAGAUGCCCCCCUGCCCUCCACAGCAGGGCCGGGCCCGGGCCCCACUCCUGUCCGGGCCCCUGGGGGGUGAGCACGGGCCGCCGGGCGACAUGGACCUGGCCUGGCAGGAGAUCCUGUCCAUUGCGGAGCUGCAGGGCCUGGACCUCCCGAGUGAGUCGCCCUAUGACCCCGCGCUCUACAGCCUCACGCACCCGCUAGCACCGGUGGGUGGCUACGGGCCCUGCCCAGCACUGGGUGAUGCCCCGGGGCCCAGCUGUGGCCAGCCCUGCCCGGGCUAUGAGCGCCCCUACAUGGAUGCCAUGCUGGCCCCCUGCGCCCGCCUUGGCAUGGGGCCCCUGCCUGCCAUGGACCCCUCGUACGGCUACACAGGCAUGCUGAUCUCCUCCGCUAUGGACCUACCCAGCAAGGUGCUGCCUGGAGAGGCGGGGGCGCUGCCUGAGCUGGGCCUGGCACCCCCACCGCCCUGCAAAGCCCAGGAAGACCUGGAGUCGGACUCGGGGCUCUCUCUCAACUACAGCGACGCUGACUCCGGGGAGCCCGAAGGGCUGGAGCUGGGACAGGCACGGCCCGACUACGCUGAGCUGUACCCGGUGGACUACGGGUUGCCCUACCCUGGGUUGCAGGGUGUGCCCCCCUUUACACCCCCCUGCCCGCCCCUGCCACCCCCAGAGAAGGACCGGGGGACGCCGCGAGCAGAGCUGGGGGGCAGCCGGGAUGAGCGGCGGGCGCUGGCCAUGAACAUCCCCAUCCCCACGGAGAAGAUCAUCAACCUGCCAGUGGAGGACUUCAAUGAGCUGGUAUCGCGGCACCCGCUGUCGGAGCCGCAGCUGGCGCUGAUCCGGGACAUCCGGCGCCGCGGCAAGAACAAGGUGGCAGCGCAGAACUGCCGGCGCCGCAAGCUGGAAGGCAUCGCCCAGCUGGAGCACGAGCUGGAGCGCCUGGACCAUGAGCGCCAGCGGUUGCUGCGGGACCGGCGUGAGGCCGACCAGGCGCUCGGCACGCUGCGGCGCCAGCUGGCCCAGCUCUACCGCCAGGUCUUCCAGCGCCUGCGGGAUGAAGCCGGUGAAGCCUACUCGCCCGAGCACUACAGCCUACAGCUGGCGGCCGACGGCACUGUGCUCCUUGUGCCCCGCGGGUGCAAGGCGGAUGGACCUGACUGAGGGCGUCCCCCCACUCCAGGCUUGCAGCCCCUUCACGGGGGCACCCCCUGGCUGUAGUAUCCCUCCCAUUUGUGGAGUGCCCUUCAAACAGCAGCCUUCUGCCCCACUCUGCCAAGGGGGACACUGGGGGGGCAUCAAGCACGGAUGGGCUACAGAGAGGCUCCCCUGAGGCUGGGCCCAAUAGGGGCUUAAGUACAUUGCACCUCUGGGGGCACAUUGAUGUGUUGCACUGCUGAGCUUCUUGGGGGGCAGGGGGGGGCUGUUAAUGCACUGCACUCCAAGUCCCAGAGGCCUGAAGGUGGGAGGGGGCAUUACAUGGCAACACCCCAGACUUGAGGCCUAAGAGGGCCCCUGCCUCUGUUACCCCUCUGGCCAGGCAGCAGGAGGGCCCCCAGCCCACUGCCUUGUCCACCCUGAGCACUGUUUGGGGGGGGAUGGGGGGGGCUGUGACAAGGGGAAGGCAACAUGGGGGGGGGUCACUGGGGACAGAGCAUAAUGGGAGCAGGGCCACAUGGGGCACAGGAUGGGGUGGGGGCACCAGCAACUUUUCACUGCUGUAAAUAGUAACUGUCCCACAGCUGGGAAUAAAGCCCUUGCUAGGGGCCACUGGAAAGCCA
Molecule: messenger RNA, 2384 nt
Organism: Alligator sinensis (Chinese alligator)
Lineage: Eukaryota; Metazoa; Chordata; Crocodylia; Alligatoridae
Gene: NFE2
Product: nuclear factor, erythroid 2
Exons: 4
Coding region: 478-1767 (429 amino acids)
Biological process (GO): regulation of transcription by RNA polymerase II
Cellular component (GO): nucleus
Molecular function (GO): RNA polymerase II cis-regulatory region sequence-specific DNA binding; DNA-binding transcription factor activity, RNA polymerase II-specific
Source: RefSeq, a predicted model, not a curated record